This is a messenger RNA of Lycium ferocissimum, 903 nucleotides long. RefSeq lists its product as uncharacterized. Bases 1 to 903 code for a protein of 300 amino acids. The transcript has a single exon. Lineage: Eukaryota; Viridiplantae; Streptophyta; Magnoliopsida; Solanales; Solanaceae. The record is from RefSeq and is a predicted model, not a curated record.
AUGAUAUGGUAUCACAACUUGCCCGAACAUUCGAUUGAUUCAUUUUCCAUGCUUGCGGAUGCUUUUUUCAAAGCUCGUGCCGGAGCCAUCAAGGUCGAAACCCAAAAAUCGGACUUGUUCAACGUUAAGCAGCGAGAUGGUGAAACCCUCCGUGAGUUUGUGGCCCGAUUUCAAAUGGAGGGCAUGGACUUACCUCCGGUCACUGAUGACUGGGCCGUUCAGGAUUUCACUCAAGGGCUCAACUCAAGAAGCUCAAUCACAUCUAUGGAGCUGAAGCAAAAUCUGAUAGAGUACCCGGCAAUCGCUUGGGCUGAUGUACACAACAGGUAUCAAUCGAAGAUCAGGGUCGAAGAUGAUAAGAUUUUGAGAGCCGCCUCGGUAUCAUGGCAUCCCGGUAAAGGGAAUGAUCGAUUGAGGAGAAUGAUUGAUCCAGAUUCAAGACCAUCAUAUGACAGGUAUCAAUCUUACCCACAUGAUCGAAGGGGCAACGGGCGCAAUAGCCAAUCGAGAAAGUAUGAUAGGAGGAACGAUCGAGGCCCAAAUAAUCGUGGACUGAUAAACAGAAACGUUAUCGAUAGACCCUCGAGAAAUAAAGAAAUCCUAAGGUUGUCUGAGUAUAAUUUCUGCGUCGAUGUAGCGACUAUAGCAGCGGCCGUUAUCCGCAACAGGGAAACAAGACACCCAAGGCCAAUCCAAUCUGAUCCAGAGAAGCGGGAUAAAAGCCUGAUUUGCAAAUACCAUCACACUCACGGCCAUCGAAUCGAAGAUUGUCGGCAGCUGAGAGAGGAGGUUGCCCGUCUGUUUAAUUUAGGACACCUUCGAGAAUUUCUAAGUGAACGAGCCAAAACUCACUUCAAGAACGUGGAAACCAACAAGCAAGAUAGACCGGAAGAGCCUCAGUGA